GCGCAGUCGGACGUGGCCGUUAUUUUAACGGCUAUUAUGGCGGGUUAUUAAUGAUCCUGCGUGAUUAACAGCGCACGAUUAAUCGCGCGUCAUUAGCGGCGCGCGAGCGCUCCCACGGCUCCUCGACGCGUUUUUUUUUGCUUUUGGGCCAGCGCGCGAGCACGCGCUGCGCGAGAGAGCGGACUUAGUUUAACAUGAAUCGGAGUGUACGCGGAUGCUGCCGGUGUGCGAACGGCGUGUGAGAAGAAGAAGGGCAGCCAGCGGAGCGGUGGUGCCGGGUGCGACGCGGAGGCAGGGAGGGAUGGAUUAUGGGUCCAAUGCGGUUCGGCUCGGUGUUCGCGUUGCUCGCUUUGAUCAGUGUCUCCGGAGCUCGAACUUCAACAACAGCCGGAAGAAUGUGCAGCGCCUUCUCCACCGUGGGCACCGUGGUCCGGCUGGGGUCCACAUUUGGAGUGUACUGCGUGUUUCGGCAGAGCAACGAAGGCGACUGCGCGAAAACCAAAAUGCACAUGUUCCUGGACAAGAGGAAGAUCUCGGAAACCAGGAAGCACAACGCGACAACUUUGUUUUUCCAGAUCAAAAACAUCGACGCGAACCGAAGCUUUGCUUGUAAGUGUGACGGAGUGUGUUGCCUGGAGCCGUGCGGGCUGGAUCUCAUCGCUGGCUAUCCGCCUGACGUCCCUCGAAAUCUGACCUGCGUGCAGGAGGGCGUUCGUGGAAAUACAACAUGCGCGUGGAAGACCGGAAGGGAUCCCCGCAUUGAAACCACGUCAUAUUUGAUGAUGAAGAGUAGCGCACAUAACGAGACCAAAAGACUUCAGCCUGACCUCACUUUUGGUGGCACUGCCUCGGUGACUCUAAGGCUGUUGCACUCGCAGUCCCUAUACACAGUUUGGGUGACUGUGUCCAACAGCCUGGGGAAUGUGUCCUCUGCUCAGCUGCACUUCGCACUUGCUGACAUCGCGAAGCCCUCGGCCCCAGUUAUCACACGGGUGAACUGCGAUUCUUCGUUCUGUGUCCUCCACUGGGAAGAAAAGCAGGCCUCGCAGCUGCUCCAGAUUCAGCACAGAGCCGUUCACGGAAACUGGAUCAGUUCCUCCAUUAGCGGAAAUGAAAAGCAUCUGAAUGUGACUAACCUGGAGCCCUUUACAGAGUAUGAGUUUCAGAGCAGGUGCACGUUGAGCACUGAGAGAGAAGUCUGGAGUGACUGGAGCCAAGUUGUUAAGAGAAGGACAGAGGAAGAAGCGCCCCAGAAGGAACCCGACGUUUGGUAUGUUCAGGAAACUCCUCAUCCUCCGAAGUCUUACCAGCUGCUUUGGAAGGAGCUUCGGAAUUCCGAAGCCAGAGGUAUGAUCCUAGGAUACAGACUCACAGUUGAGGACUUCCAGAAGAAGAGGAGGACGGAGAACAUCAGCCGCAGCCAGUUGAGUCGACAGAUCAGCUGCUCUCAGUGCAGAGUCACCCUGUCUGCCUUCAAUUCCAAAGGCCAUUCCCCUGCAGCCCACGUGGUCCUUCCACCACAGACAGGUAAACCUUCACCUCAAAGUGUAGCCUGCCGUCCGCACAGCAACACGAGUGGUCUCGCCAUCUCCUGGCAGAAGCCUGCCACUGCAGGGCCUGUCCGCGGCUACGUUGUGGAAUGGUUUGCAGCGAACCGAAAAAGGGAGCUCGGCUGGAAAAGGGUUAUUCCCGAGGAAUUUCGGACGACCGUCACAAAUGUUGAUCCUCGUGCGUGGUAUAAAGUUUCCAUCUAUGCCCUCUAUGCAGAAGGAGUAGGGAAGGGGGAUUUUCUGGAUGUUUGCUCUGUGUUGUGUGCUCCUGCCCAAGGGCCCAAUGCCAGGGUAAAAACGUGGAGCAACUUGAGUGUAACUGUGUACUGGGAGGAAGCUCCUGAAGAGCAGAGGGGUGGCUGCUUGUCAAGAUAUAAAAUCUUCCUCAAGAGCAGAACAAGUCAGAAGGAGUAUGGUCCAAUUCCCCCUUCCAUUAGGAAGUACACAACCGAGGCACUGCCUCCUGGUGAAUAUGAGGCUUGGAUUACAGGCUGGAUGAAUGCAAUGAGGGGAGCCAAGGGAAACUCUUGCCACUUCGUCAUCAUCCCUCAAGAAGAGGAGAAUCAGCAUGUCUUAGCCAUCAUAAUGGGGAUUUUAAGCUUCGUCACGUUGGCAUGUUGUCUGUAUUGCAUCUCCGCAGUACGGCAAAGACUCCUUGCGUGUUUUUGGAUGAUACCAGCUGCCAUUCCAGAUCCAGCCAACAGCAAAUGGGCAAAGGAAAGUGCAGCAGCAAAGGGGCAGUUGCUCCUUGACUACAAGUUAAAUCUCUGCUCCACGCCAACCACCGAAGAGCCACCAACGGUGGUGAUACAGGAGGACCCAGAGACCAGGGAGAUGUCGGAACCCGUUUUGCCUGUUGGAGGUAUCACAUGGGGUCCUGGCUCCUCCAGUUCCCCUGCCCCCAGUCCCACAAAAGGACGAGCACUGAGCUUGUACCUGUUGCCAUGUUCUGACAUGGAUGGACCCUGUUCAGAAAACGGUUCCAAGCAGAUGGAGAAUUGUGGAAUACUCAAGUCUAUUGAUUACAUCACCUCCAAUGGCCUGCAGGACAUGGACAGUGAGGAAGGCGAGGAUGAGGACGACUGCCUGGGUGAUUUCUUUCCCUGUCCUCAGGGACCCUUCAUACAGCCUCUCUUCCUGGGUGGCGGACAGCUGACUUUGAACGACGUGAAGAUAAACUGCAAAGCUUUCACAGACAGUCCUGACUUAAACAUGUUCGAACUAAUGAAUGGUCAUUAAAUCAGUGAAAACAUCUGUAUUUCUUCAAAGAAAUGGGGAACUGCACUAGUUUUCUUGCCAUCUGUUGUUAGUCUCUAUUGUUAUGAUACCAACUGAAUACCUAUCAGGAAUCUGUUCAUUAUGGGACACUCAAAGGGACAUUUGAGAUCAGAGCAGUCUCUACUUUGCCGCAUUAUUUGAUAAGUGUGGCAUUGAGUUAUGGGUGGUAACAAAAGUACUCCACAGGACACCUUCAUAAGCAUGAGUGAACAGAACACAGCAAAACGCAGGCUGCCCUAGACCAGAUGCUGCAAGGCAUUCAAGCAAAUAUCAAAUGAAAGCUGUAGUCUGAUGCUUUUGCUGUCCAAAUGUAACCAUUACCUGGAAGAGCUUGGUAUAUUACACUAAAACCACCACAACACUAGAACCCUCAACAAUGCUCUGUUGACAGGAGUGUCUACAUCAUCCUGUUAGCAAUACAUUUUCACUCAUAUGGACAACAUGCAACAUAUUGUGGGGUGGAGGGGAGGCAGUGCAAAGGCUUAAAAACCAUGGUGCACAAUGCAGGGUAAGACUGACAUCUGAUUGUAGUACACAUGGACCUGACAAAUGCUAUUUUAUGCCACCACUAUCACAUUUAAUUCUAACAGUCUGAAAAACUAGGACAAAGUGUGGUUGUUACUCAUGUAAUGAAAAAUACACCUGCAAAUACAGUCUGGAAUUAAUCUUUAACAAUGUAUACAAGCCCCUUCAUUAUAUAAUACUCAGCUUCAUAUAGUGUAUGAGAUACUGACAGAUGGCCAGUGUAGUGACUGUCCUGGAAGGACAGUGCUUAGAUUUCAGUGUCCGUGGAAGACGGCCAUUGGCUCUUGUCAUCCGCAGCUGUGUGUGUGUAACCCCAAGGCCCUCCGCCCUAAAAAAAUUCAUUCACUGUCAACGCUAAACAUAACACAUUGAUUCCCAAAUCCGCUCUUAGGUUGGCUAAUAUAGAGGUCUACUGUCCGUUUGUGAUGGGAUUUAUUCGUUGCCAAAGCUGCCAAUAACAAAAAAACCUUCCAUUUACCACAUAGUAUUUACAGGAAAAAAAAAAAAAAAAA
Messenger RNA from Scleropages formosus (Asian bonytongue), 3865 nucleotides. RefSeq names its product interleukin-12 receptor subunit beta-2-like. The transcript is spliced from 15 exons. Gene Ontology annotation, cellular component: membrane. Bases 309 to 2789 code for a protein of 826 amino acids. The record is from RefSeq and is a predicted model, not a curated record. Lineage: Eukaryota; Metazoa; Chordata; Actinopteri; Osteoglossiformes; Osteoglossidae. Gene Ontology annotation, molecular function: cytokine receptor activity; protein binding.